AAAUCGUUAUAGCUAUUGGCCAAUGAAAUGCGCGCAUGCUGAGUUGAAAUUAGUAUAAAUACGAGCGACGCGGUUCCUACGGUAUUCAGUUCUCAAUUGUGUAUUAUUCGUUGUGUACUUGCAUCUUCAAGUUAUCAUCAUGACUGGCCGUGGUAAAGGUGGUAAAGGUCUUGGCAAAGGAGGCGCCAAACGUCAUCGUAAAGUGUUACGUGAUAACAUCCAAGGUAUCACGAAACCAGCUAUCCGUCGUUUAGCCAGACGUGGAGGUGUGAAACGUAUCUCUGGAUUGAUCUACGAAGAAACCCGUGGUGUAUUGAAAGUUUUCUUGGAAAACGUAAUUCGUGAUGCUGUCACCUAUACCGAACACGCCAAAAGGAAAACCGUCACGGCUAUGGAUGUCGUAUACGCUUUGAAACGUCAAGGCAGAACCUUGUACGGUUUCGGAGGUUAAUUUACUCCAAAAAGCAACCAUCGUAUUUUCUAAAACGGCCCUUUUCAGGGCCACCAA
Messenger RNA from Planococcus citri (citrus mealybug), 508 nucleotides. RefSeq names its product histone H4. The transcript has a single exon. Bases 140 to 451 code for a protein of 103 amino acids. Gene Ontology annotation, cellular component: nucleosome. Lineage: Eukaryota; Metazoa; Arthropoda; Insecta; Hemiptera; Pseudococcidae. Gene Ontology annotation, molecular function: protein heterodimerization activity; structural constituent of chromatin; DNA binding. Gene Ontology annotation, biological process: nucleosome assembly. The record is from RefSeq and is a predicted model, not a curated record.